AUGACUUCUAUCAUCGGUCUGGGGAUAGGUGAAUGGUCAAACAAACUUACUGGAUCCGAUGCUACCACUGAUGAUUGUCUUUCAUUCUUACCGUCCUUUUAUAACGAUAAGACAGUCAAGGAGUUAAAGCUGAAAGUGAUCAAGCAUGCGUUGCUAUCAGAUGAUACUCCGUUGAUAUAUGAUCUUGGGAAGUCUAAAGGUGGAUUUGUAUCCAAUGAGAUACGGCAAAUAUGCUGGCAUAAAGUGUUAACUAGUCAGUUAAUAUUACAACCCAGAACAAAUGUCGAUGGACUUAAUAUACCUCAUUGUGAUGAGAAUCAGAUAGACCUUGAUGUUAACAGAUCAUUUGGAUACAUCUCAAAUGAAAAGACAAGAACAUCAUUGAAAAGAAUCUUAAAGGGGGAAAUAGUACAUUUUUUCAGAUCAUAUCCCAAAUUAAGAUAUUACCAAGGUUAUCAUGAUAUUGUAUCGACAUUUAUUGUAAUGUUUUGUUAUGAUUCCAAACACUAUAAACUCAAGACAAAAAUAUCACACCAAACUAAACGUCGACUAUCUGAUUGCAUUGAAAUAUAUUCAUUAUUAUACUUGCGGGAUUUCUUAAUGGAUUCUUUAGAUUUUCCUAUUGACCAACUUGGAAUCAUUCCAUUUUUAAUAAAGGACAAAGAUAUAACUUUGUAUCAAAAAUUACAAUUAGAUAAAAUUAAACCAUUUUUUGCCAUUGCAUCGAUAUUGACUAUAUUUUCACAUGACCUCAAACCUGAUACCAUGAAUGACAAUUGUAUAAUCUUCCAAAUAUUUGAUCUAAUGAUAUGUACACAUUCCAUGUACACUCCGUUGGUUCUAUAUAGCAAUAUGAUUCUUGCGGUUAAAGAAAAUCUAUAUGAAGAAUACGAUAAGAACUUGGAGAAUUUUGAGAAUGAAACAGAUUUAGUUCAUGGAAUUAUACAAAAAGUAUUAAUACAAUCAAUGCAAGAUAAAACUACAUACACAAAACUAUGGAACAACGUUCUAGCAACCACUCGUACCAGCUAUACGAUAGCAAAGGAUACACAAAAGAAAAUAUAUAAGAUGAUCAAUAAAGCCAGUCCACUGAGAAACACAGGAAGUGGUAUGAAGUUAGUCAGGAUUGUUGAUCAAAAUUAUAUAGGUAAACUUAUUGAUAAAGGGAUUUCAUUGAAUGAAGAGAACCAUAAGAAACUAAGUGGGAACAACAACGAUUACUAUGAAGAACGGAAAUAUAACAAAAUUAUUAAAGCAUCUCUGUUAAUUGGCGUAUGUUCUAUAGCGUUAGGUGCUUGUGAUCAUAAGAUGCAAUUGUCAUCUCAUGUCUUCUCCGCACCAAAUCUUGACAUACCCAAAUUCACAGACGUGGCGGGAAUACUAUCUGAAUCCUUAAAGGACAUAAAGAAUAUUAUAUAG
This is a messenger RNA of Maudiozyma barnettii, 1419 nucleotides long. It is a transcript of the gene GYP8, whose product is annotated as GTPase-activating protein GYP8. Gene Ontology annotation, biological process: endoplasmic reticulum to Golgi vesicle-mediated transport; positive regulation of GTPase activity. Lineage: Eukaryota; Fungi; Ascomycota; Saccharomycetes; Saccharomycetales; Saccharomycetaceae. The transcript has a single exon. The coding region runs from base 1 to 1419 and encodes 472 amino acids. Gene Ontology annotation, cellular component: endoplasmic reticulum membrane. The record is from RefSeq and is a predicted model, not a curated record. Gene Ontology annotation, molecular function: GTPase activator activity.